AUGAAUGCCAAAAAUGACAGCAGAGCUUCACAAGCACAAAAGCCACAGCAGCCCACCAAACUGGUGCUUGGACUGCGAGCCCUCGUUUUAGGAGUCACAAUCGCCGGAAUCGUAGUCUCCUCUAUCCCUGCCCCGAACAACUUUAUCGCAAUUGGAAUAUUGGGACCAGCUUUUGUCACAACCUUCUGCUGGUCACUUAUAGAAAUUCUCUACCCUUUAGUUAAGAUCUUUCCACCUGCCUACAUAUCAUUUCGUAUCUUCAUAGACUUCUUUAUUGCUGUUGGGUCAGUAAUCUGCCUUAUAUGCUUUGGAUUGUUCCGGGAUUGGUGGCCAGGGGGUAGCGCUCUCGGUCCAUAUCAAGCACCAUUAGCCAGAGAGAUAUUGUUCCAAGCAGCCCUGGGACUUGCCUGCGCAUCGACGGUCCUUGAGAUUAUACUCUGCAUUACUCAACUUUUGGAAUGACCAAAUCUCCGGCGAUUGCAAGCACCUUCUUGACCAUGUCAAUCGGUG
Molecule: messenger RNA, 510 nt
Organism: Fusarium redolens
Lineage: Eukaryota; Fungi; Ascomycota; Sordariomycetes; Hypocreales; Nectriaceae
Exons: 3
Coding region: 1-462 (153 amino acids)
Source: RefSeq, a predicted model, not a curated record